AUGGAAGAGCACCUCGGCGGGGGUCACAUCUCUGUCACGGCUCAACAAUCACGCUACGCACUCGACGCAAUUGAUACGCCGGUAUCGAAAGAGAUAUUGGUGAAAGAUCUUUCUAUCAAUGUGUGCAAUCGUGAAUUGCUCAGCCAUGUCACACUACAUCUUGUUGAAGCACGUCACUACAUCCUCGCCGGGCGCAACGGUACAGGAAAGUCGACAUUACUCAGGGCAAUCGGCGACGGCUUGAUUCCAGGAAUUCCAUGGAGCACGAGGAUUCUGCUACUCGGCCAAACGCAGGAAGACAACCCUAGUAAAGGACUCGGUGAGACGAAGAUUGAAGAAACAGUACUGCAACAUAUCGUGCGAAGUGACAAAUUAAGGGAAAGAUAUACAAGAGAGGCAAAUACUCUCAGUGACGCUAUUGAGCAAGUCGAUCCAAUGGCACCUGUGAGAGCGUUCAGGAGAGUGUCGCAUGACCGACUGGCGCUACAGCUGAAAGAGGCGCAUCGUAUUGCCGAGCGUAGAAGUGGUGCACGGGGGAAGAUGGCGAGAAAGGAGCUCAUAAAGCUCGAAGAGCGGUUCGAGGAAUCCAAAUCUCGUCUCACCCAGAAUCAGGGCGAUAUCGAUCCUGCAAAGUUGAGCUCUGAAAUCCAUGCAGCAGCUGACCUCUUGACCAACGUCCAAUCCGCACUUGAACUGAUGGAUGCUUCACAGGCUGAGGUCAAGGCCAGACAGGUCUUACUAGGCCUCGGGUUCAAAGACGAAAAAAUUGACAAGCCCGUCUCGGAACUCUCCGGAGGUUGGAAAACGCGCUGCGACCUUGCGUGCGCCUUGUGCCAAUAUGCCGACGUACUACUCCUUGACGAGCCUACCAAUUUCUUGGAUCUGCCCUCCAUCAUUUGGCUUCAAGACUAUAUCCGCAACUUGAGAGACACCACAGUUCUCGUUACGACGCAUGAUCGAGAGUUUGGCGAUGCGGUAGCAGAAGAGCUUAUUCUUCUGCGGCACCAGCAGUUGGAGAAAUUCCGAGGCAAUCUGAGUCUUUACGAACGAGAGCGGUACAAGAAAGCUCGGUACUUAACCAAAAUGAAAGAUGCACAGGAUAAACAGAAGAAGCACAUGGAGAAGACGGUGACGAACAACAUCAAGGCGGCGCGAGAAAAAGGAGAUGAUAAGAAACUCAAGCAAGCGGCAUCUCGCAAAAAGAAGCUCGACGAGCGAAUGGGCAUUGAGGUUGGACUCAGGGGAGGACGUUUCAAGCGCAACCGUGAUUUGGGUGGUUAUCAUCUGUCAAGUCGAGCGGAAAUCGACGUACCAGAUUUUGAUCCACCGGUCAGGAUGGCAUUUCCACGGCAGCCACCGGACCUGAGGUUUCCGGGGUCAUUGGUGAGCCUCGAAAAGGUGUCCUUCGCGUACCCUGGCGGGAAGAAAGUCCCUAUAUUGAAUGACAUCAACUUGACUAUCCACCCUGGGCAGAGAGUUGGCAUAGCUGGCUUAAACGGGUCUGGAAAGACAACGCUCAUCUCGGUCAUUGUAGGAACGAAUGAAGGCGCCAUAGGAGGGCUCACACCGAUCUCAGGCACCAUCACCCGUCAUGCACGUGCAAACAUCAGCCGCUUUUCGCAGCAAUCGGUCGAGGAGAUAACGGCCAUCGCGGGCACCAAACCACAACUUACAGCCCUAGCGCAUUUACGGGAACACAAUGGUGUAGAAAUGGACGAAAAAGAGGCCAGGCAGCUGCUCGGCAGCCUAGGCCUACAAGGGCAGCCAGCAUCGGACGUCCCACUCGCGUUGCUUUCUGGUGGACAGAAAGUCCGAGUCGCUUUGGCGAAGUUGUUGUGGCGUCCUCCACAGCUCCUCAUCCUGGAUGAAGUCACGACGCAUCUGGAUGCAGAGACCAUUCUGGGCUUGAUCGUGGCUCUGCGAGAGUACGAUGGAGCUUUGCUUGUCGUUACGCAUGACAGAUUCUUCAUGCGAACGGUAGUAGAAGGCGAAAGUCCAUACAGACUAGCUCCAGGGGUCCAGACGGAAGACGAUCCGGAGAGCUCCUCGGGAGAGGAGGAGACAGGGGCGUCUGGGGGAACAGUUUAUCGGUUGUUCAAGGGCCAGCUGAAGAAGCUCGAGGGUGGCAUGGAGCAGUACGAGGAGAUAGCCUCGCGGGCAGCUGCCAAGCUGGGCAGAGUGUAG
Didymosphaeria variabile is the source of this 2184-nucleotide messenger RNA. RefSeq lists its product as uncharacterized. Gene Ontology annotation, molecular function: ATP binding; ATP hydrolysis activity. The coding region runs from base 1 to 2184 and encodes 727 amino acids. The record is from RefSeq and is a predicted model, not a curated record. The transcript is spliced from 4 exons. NCBI's taxonomy places the organism in Eukaryota, Fungi, Ascomycota, Dothideomycetes, Pleosporales, Didymosphaeriaceae.